AUGGCUUCUUUAAGAAUUUCUCGCUCAAUUCUCCCCAGAACCCCUCGUAGGUUCGUGGCGCUGCCCCGCUUGCCCCACCAUGUCUCUUUGCCUGGAGUGAGACACAAUUCAGCUGCCGCAGCUGCAACCGCGCAUUCCUUCGUUGAACAGGAUCACCACCAUCAUGAUAACCAUCAUCACCACCAUCCGUCCGCCACUGUCUCAAUCCCCCCAAUCAAACCAUUGGAGACUCCUCCUAUUCUCCGCGGGAAGGUCAGUCCGGAGAAGAUCGUGGCCCCGGAACUCAACCAUCUCAAACAGCAGAUUCAAAUGCUCUGCUCAACUAAUAUCGGGGGACUCGACCUGACUUCAAAGUACUACCUCGAGGCCAACGGAAAGCUUUUCCGUCCCAUGGUUAUUUUCCUCAUGUCUAGGGCAACUGCUGUGGCUCCCAAGAAAGAUGGCUGGAAGAUCGUGAGUGCCGCUUUGGAGAGAACAUUUAACAACCCAGUGGCUCCUGCGGGGAUUCUCCAUGAUCUCAACCCAGACUUCGCAUCUCUUUCGUCUAAAUUGAUGCCCGUUGACAUCCUUGGAGGCCCAGGCCAAGGUGUUCAAGUCCUCGGAACACAACGCCGUUUAGCAGAAAUUGUUGAGUUGAUUCACACUGCAACUCUUCUUCAUGACGACGUCAUCGACCAUGCAGAGACUCGGCGUGGUAAGCCAUCUGCCAAUGUUUUCAGCGGCAACAAACUUUCCAUCCUCGCAGGCGAUUUCAUGUUGGGUCGUGCAUCAGUCUAUCUUGCCCGUCUUCGUGAGCCAGAAGUUAUUGAGCUUCUUGCCGAGGUCAUCUCUGAGUUAGUUAAGGGAGAGUUGUUCCAACUUCAAAACACCGGGACCGACUACAAUUCACCCGAUUACCUCAAAGAAUCUCUCGACUACUAUCUCGAGAAGACAUACUUGAAAACCGCGUCGCUCCUUUCAAAGUCUUGCCGCGCUGCAGCAGUUUUGGGUGGUACUACCGAUGAGGUCUCAGAGGCGGCCUAUAUCUAUGGAAAGAAUUUGGGGUUGGCCUUCCAGCUUGUUGACGAUAUCCUCGAUUACACUAGCUCCAGUGAGGAGAUCGGGAAGCCUGCAAGUGCAGAUCUUGAGCUUGGACUCGCAACAGCUCCGGUAUUUUAUGCAUGGGAGGAAUUUCCGGAACUUGGACCUAUGAUUGCUAGACAAUUUUCUGAACCUGGUGAUUCUGCUAGGGCCCGUGAGUUGGUUCACAAGAGUCAAGGUAUCCAAAAGACCAGAGAUCUCGCUCGAUCUUUCUGUGAAACUGCCCGCCAAGCUAUUUCUAUCUUCCCCGACACCGAGGCCCGAGCUGGUCUGGAUGAGAUCCUCAACAAGGCUCUUGGCCGCAAGAAAUAA
Molecule: messenger RNA, 1392 nt
Organism: Morchella importuna
Lineage: Eukaryota; Fungi; Ascomycota; Pezizomycetes; Pezizales; Morchellaceae
Exons: 2
Coding region: 1-1392 (463 amino acids)
Biological process (GO): ubiquinone biosynthetic process; isoprenoid biosynthetic process
Cellular component (GO): transferase complex
Molecular function (GO): prenyltransferase activity
Source: RefSeq, a predicted model, not a curated record